Molecule: messenger RNA, 1569 nt
Organism: Trypanosoma conorhini
Lineage: Eukaryota; Euglenozoa; Kinetoplastea; Trypanosomatida; Trypanosomatidae
Product: fatty-acyl-CoA synthase
Exons: 1
Coding region: 1-1569 (522 amino acids)
Biological process (GO): fatty acid metabolic process
Molecular function (GO): medium-chain fatty acid-CoA ligase activity
Source: RefSeq, a predicted model, not a curated record
AUGCUUCGUCGGUUUACGAGAAACAUCUGCUGCUCCAGCGCCGUCCCAGCACGCUUCAACACGGGGCACGUUUCUGCUGCUGCUGCUGCUGCUGCUGCUACCGCUGCAGGGCCCGUGGGGGCGGGGCCCCGCAAGGACUACUCGGAGGCGAAGGGGCCUGUUGAGGUGCCGGUGCUCGACCAGCUUGUAGGGUACUACGUUAACAUCCAGUCACGGAAGAUGUACUACAAGGAUUUUCUGCGCAUUGAGCACCAGGCGGUGCGGUGGGCCUUUGCCGAUAUACGCAAGAACAGCGAGGCUCUCGCUCAUGGGCUGCUGCAGACGGGUCUGCGUCCCGGCCAGCGCGUACUAGCAAUUCAGCCAUGCAACUGCGAGACGUUUGUGCUGCAGUUGGCCUGCGCAAAGGUGGGGGCGUUGCUGGCGGUGGUGCCGCACCAGAACAUCAGCGCCGACAAGCUGCGUUUCUACCUGAACGAGUUUCAGCCCAAUCACUUUAUUGCCCGUGAGUGGAUAGUGGUCCCCGAGAUGAAGCAGGGGGCGUUGGUGGAGCGCAACAUGCACUUCUGGGACCUGAUCUACAACGUCAUUCCCGAGUUAGGCCUCUCGUACCCGGGGCAGAAGUUCCAGUGGGUGCACUCGCAGGAGUUUUUCUUCCUGAAGAAGGUGGUCAUCACAGACCACAACAUGAACCUGCUCGGUGUGACGCCGAUGCGCAAGAUGCUCGUCUGGGGCCCUUUUUCGUACUACGAGCAGCGCCUGCGCCGCCUCUCCGCGCUGCUGCACCCGGACGACCCGAUCUUGGCCCUGGAGGACCCUAACCCGGCGGCGGAGGACAAGCUGCACAUCACCUUUUCGCACCGCAACUGCGUCAAUGCCGGCUUCCUCUUCGCGCGACUCAUGCAGCUGAAGGCGGAGACGCGCUUUGGGGUGAUGCCAAACCACCACACCAACCCCGUGGGCGCCAUCGUUGCCCCGUACGCGGCACUGACGUCAGGGGCGGUGCUUGUGCACAUCCACAGCGACAUGUUUACCGACGACCACGCCCUUAACGGGAUUGAAAAGCUCUGCGUUGAGGAGCUGCAGGGGAUUCUUGGAAAGAAGGCGGACUUUGAUCUUCUGCUUCAUCACACGGGCAACUUUGACGCUGACCAGUACGAGCAUCUGAAGUGGGUGGCGUUGUUUGAGGAUGCCAGUGAGCCUUUCGUGAGCGAUGAAUACCUGCAGAAGCUAGCCAAGGAACUUAGCCUCGACGACGUCUUCGUCUUUCGAGGCCCGCUGGAGAGCGCCUACAUGCUCACGUGGCGCUCACUAAAGCGGGGACAGUGUGGGAUGGUGCCGCAUGCGGAGGCGAAGGUUGUGGGAGACCGCGGCACGGCGGACGCGACGAUUCUUUCCGCCAACACGCGGGGAAACCUGAAGCUUAAAGGGCCGCACAUCUCCCCAGGGUACUACAACAAUGCGGGCCUCCUGACGGAGCUCGUGGAUGAGCGUGGGUUCUGCAGCACCAGCCGCGAGGCGAUCAUGGACGAGAAGGGCCACCUGACGCUGCAGCGGGCCCAGAUCUACUAG